GAGGAAAUUGGUUAGUUGAGAGUUUGGACACUGCAAUAAUGGUUGCACCUCCACAGAAGGUUCGGAUGUCAAAACUAUUUGAAUUUUUGCAGCUCUUUGAACAUGCAAGACUGCUAAGCCACGAUGAAAAGUUUUCGUUAUAAGAGAGAGAGAGAGAGAGACUUCUCAACCAUCUGCCAUCCAAUGCUCUUCCAUUUUAAAGCUAUAAAAGCCAUGCAUUCUUCUGGUGGAAAAGCAAGUAUCGCGUAUCUGGUUUCUAUUUUUCACAAUUGAAAGAAAGAUGGGGAAGUUAUUCAAGAAUGGUGGAGUGUCUAGCAUAGUUUUGAUUAUAGUUGUAGUGGCGGUCGGGGUAGGGGAAGGGCGGCGAAUUGAGAAAAACAAUUUUUCUGAUGGUCUAGGGGGUGGUGGAGGCCGUGGUGCAGGUGCUGGUGGAGGGUUUGGUAAGGGUGGUGGAAUUGGCAUUGGGUCUGGGGGCGGCAUUGGUGGCGGUGGCGGUGGUGGCUUUGGAGGUGGUAAAGGUGGCGGUGUUGGGCAUGGAGGUGGUACAAGAGGAGGAAUUGGUGGUGGCGGUGGUUCUGGUGGUGGAUUUGGAGGUGGUAAAGGUGGUGGUGUUGGGUUUGGAGGUGGGUCUGGAGGUGGUUCAGGAGGCGGAAUUGGUGGUGGCGGUGGAAGUGGUGCUGGUGGUGGCUUUGGAGGUGGUAAAGGUGGUGGUGUUGGGCUUGGAGGUGGUGCAGGAGGAGGGCUUGACGGGGGUGGGGGUGGUGGUGUUGGAGGUGGGGAAGGGGGUGGACUAGGUGGUGGUGCUGGUGGUGGCAAAGGUGAUGGUGUAGGUGUUGGAAGUGGAUCCGGGGAUGGUGCAGGAGGAGGACUUGGCGGAGGUGCCGAAGGUGGCAAAGGUGGUGGCGUAGGUAUUGGGGGUGGUGGUGGUGCUGGUGGAGGUGCCGGUGGUGGCAAAGGUGAUGGUGUAGGUGUUGGAGGAGGAACCGGGGGUGGUGCAGGAGGAGGACUUAGCGAAGGUGCCGGAGGUGGCAAAGGUGGUGUCGUAGGUAUUGGGGGUGGUUCAGGUGGUGGUGCUAGUGGAGGUGUUGGAGGUGGUGGUGCAGGAAGUGGAGUUGGUAGUGGUGUUGGAGGUGGCAAAGGUGGUGGUGGUGUUGGAGGUGGCGGAGCUCCUGGUGGUGGAGGAAUUGGGGGUGGAUCAGGUGGAGGAAUUGGCGGUGGCUUUUAGAAAUCAAAAGAGCUUUAUAACUCUCAUGCUCGGGUCAGUUGCAUAAUUUGAU
Messenger RNA from Telopea speciosissima, 1277 nucleotides. RefSeq names its product glycine-rich cell wall structural protein-like. The transcript has 4 exons. NCBI's taxonomy places the organism in Eukaryota, Viridiplantae, Streptophyta, Magnoliopsida, Proteales, Proteaceae. The record is from RefSeq and is a predicted model, not a curated record. The coding region runs from base 281 to 1225 and encodes 314 amino acids.